Molecule: messenger RNA, 2834 nt
Organism: Condylostylus longicornis
Lineage: Eukaryota; Metazoa; Arthropoda; Insecta; Diptera; Dolichopodidae
Gene: lovit
Product: proton-associated sugar transporter A
Exons: 10
Coding region: 574-2517 (647 amino acids)
Cellular component (GO): membrane
Molecular function (GO): sucrose:proton symporter activity
Source: RefSeq, a predicted model, not a curated record
GAUAAGACGUGUAUAAUAUGCUGUGCGUAUAUUUUUGAAUAUUGAACUUUUUUUUCGAUAUUAAUAUCGCAUAAUAAAAGUAAAUUAAUAAUAUUUUAAAUAUUAAUUGUUUAAUAAUUUACAUCUAUAAUAUUUGAAAAAAUAAUAAGUGAAUGUAACGAUGGUAUAAGAGUGCAAAUUAUUAGAAAAUAUUUUAAAAAGAAUUUUCCAAAUGCAAAAAAAAAAAAUUUUUUUUUUUAAAUUUUCCAUACUUUUUUAUCUUCUAUGUUUUUGAAUUUCUUUCAAUCACUAAUUAGAUUAACCUUAGAAUUUUCAUGUGACAAAUAAAAAAAAAAUAUGUAUUCAAUAUCAAAAUAGGAAAAUAGUCACAUAAGUACGUACAUAUGCAUACAUAAAAGUACAUAUUAUAUAUACAAAUUAACCAUGAAAAAAUAUUAGAAAUCCAAAAAUUUAUAUAAGUUAUUUAAAACAUACAUGUGUAACUUAUUAUAAUAAAUAAUUUUAAGAUUAAAAAUAAUUUGUAAAUAAAUAAUAAAAAUUUUGUAAAACAAAGUUGCAAAAUAUAAAAUUAUUAUGGAAAAACUUCAUGAUUAUCAAGGUUGGCAAGGGCGAUUACAUGAGUUUCGUGACAAUGCCAAAGAACGUUUUGCAAGUUUUCGUGAACAACAUCCAGAAAAUUUAGCUGAAGCUGCUAAAAAUGCAGCAUUAGGAACAUUAAAAGGAAAUGCUAGUGCUGAUCAAGAUUUUUCUCAUAUAUACAGACGCAAAACCCGAUUGGAGCUAAUUAGAGUCUCAGCGGCUGUAAUGGGAAUUGAAUUUUCGUAUGCAGCAGAAACAGCAUUUGUUAGUCCAACUUUAUUAAAAAUUGGUGUUGAACAUCAGCAUAUGACUUUGGUAUGGGCUUUAUCGCCUUUAGUUGGUUUCUUCUUAACACCAAUUCUCGGUUCAAUGAGCGAUCGAUGUAAAUUAAAUUUGGGACGUCGACGUCCUUUUAUUAUUUUACUCUCAAUCGGUGUAUUUUUAGGUUUAUUAUUGGUACCGAAUGGUGAAAAUCUUGGCUAUUUAUUUGGCGAUGUUGAUCCACAUAUGCAAAUUUCCGCAAUGAACUUAACUACAAACCAAACGGUGAAUAAUAUAUAUAUAUCGCCACAUCGAACUUCAGCUUCUGAUACAAAAAUUGAAAUAGUGCCAAAAACAUCACAUCCAUGGGGAAUAUUAUUUACAAUCAUAGGCACUGUUUUAUUAGAUUUUGAUGCAGAUGCCUGCCAAAGUCCAUCUAGAGCCUAUCUACUAGAUGUCACUGUUCCAGAUGAUCACGCUAAAGGACUUUCAACUUUUACUAUAAUGGCUGGACUAGGAGGUUUUUUCGGUUAUUCAAUGGGAGGUAUUAAUUGGGAUGAUACUACAAUUGGAAGGAGAUUGGGUGGGCAUGUAAAGGCAGUUUUUACCAUAAUAACAUUCAUUUUCAUUGCCUGUGUUGUAUCUACCAUAACUAGUUUUAAGGAAAUUCCUUUGUGGGUUCUUGCAAAUCCAAAAUAUAAAGGUGGUGCUGCUAACCCAGAAGGGGAACCAUUAGAUCGCGAUACUAUUAUGUACGGAGCAUUCGAAGAUGAAGGAGAUGCAGAUGAUUUGGAAAUGAAAAAGCAACGUUUAAAUCUUCCUGUAAAGUCAGAAUACGCAGAAGUCCCUGGGGAAAACAUAAAUGAAACAUCAUUUACAAACGAUGAAACAGAAAUACCAUUAAAUGAUGGUGGUGGAGUGGGUGGAUUAAAUCAGAAUACUGGAAAUAGUAUUUUAAAUGAAAAUGAUGGUGAAGCUGCUGUACAAUCUCUUUCACAUUAUUUACUUUCAAUUGUUCAUAUGCCCCACUCACUAAGAAUGGUUUGUUUGACAAAUCUUUUUUGCUGGAUGGCACAUGUUUCAUAUUCAUUAUAUUUUACGGAUUUUGUUGGUGAAGCUGUAUUUGGUGGAGAUCCAAAAGCGUUAGAAGGAACAGCAAUACAAAUGUUAUAUGAAGAAGGCGUACGUUUUGGAUGCUGGGGAAUGGCAAUGUAUUCAUUAUCGUGUUCGUGUUAUUCUUUAAUAAUAGAAAAAUUAAUACAAAGAUUUACUGCAAAGCCUGUGUAUAUUGGAGGAUUAUUGUUUUAUUCAAGUGGAAUGGUAUUAAUGGCUUUUACAAGAAGUAAAUUUAGCGUGAUAAUUUUCAGUUGGACUGCUGGUGUCAUGUAUUCAACGUUAUUUACGAUGCCUUAUCUUUUAGUGGCCAGAUAUCAUUCAAAAGGAGUUUUUGAAAUUGGUGCAGAUGGGGAAGGUAAAUUGGGUGGAGAUGUCAGGGGUUUGGGCACUGACGUAGCAAUUGUAUCUUCAAUGGUUUUCUUGGCACAAUUCAUUUUGUCUUUAUGUAUGGGUACAAUUGUAACAAUGUCCGGUACAACAACUGCUGUUGUUAGCGUAGCUAGUUUUUUAGCACUUUGCGGAGCAGUAUCAGCCACUCAAAUAAUGUAUUUGGAUUUAUAACCGAUUUCAAAGCAAUUUUUGUUAUUGUUCAAUUCGACGAAAAUGAAUUUGUUAUGUGAGUCCUUAAAUUAAAUUAAUAACAUUUGUAGUUCAUGUUACAUAAAAGUAUUAAUAUUGUAAAGCUAUUAAACUUAAGAAAUGUAUUUGUUUAAAAAAAAUUAUUUGAUGCCUAGCUAUGGAUUUGUGAAAACAUUUAUUAACAUAAAUUACUAACUAAUGUACCUAUUAAAUUAAUAUACAUAUACAUAUUUAUUGAAAUUUUAAAUGGCAAAUAUUAAAAUAAAAAUAUUGUCUUCGAAUAUUAUUAUAAUGUUAAA